UUUGUACAUUGUAGUUUGUACCUGUGAACUACUUGCUGCCACAAUCGUUUAAAGAUAAAGCAAAAAAUUUGCAGUCUAUGUUAUGUUACCGCGCUUUUCUACGACCUGUCAAUGUCAUUGUACUUUUUUGUGUGCUGCGCGCUGUUCACGUAUUUUAAUUUUGUGUUAAAAUGGGAAAAGACAAGAAAAGAAAACGCGAUAUGAUCAACGAGUUGAGCGAGCGGCUAAUGGAGCUCGAGAAACGUAUGAGGCGGAGACAUUCGGAUGACUACGAAACGAGCCCGAGUUCUCAAGGCUCGCGUCACCGAGAGAGGAGUGAAUCGCGCCACCGACAGAGGAGUGAGUCACAUCAUCGACAGAGGAGUGAGUCGCGUCAGCGAGAGACGAGUGAGUCGCAUCAUCGAGAAAGGAGUGAGUCGUGUCAACGGCAUCAGACUUCAAUAAUACCCGACACAAUACAACAAACACUGGGGGAUCCUCCUUUGCCAUCAAAUAUUGAGGAACUUUUGGGCGAAGAAGGCACAUCUUCUGCUAAUAAUGCUAUAAGCAUCCAUGAUGGAUUGUCCAGGCGCUGGACUACAAUAAUUCAAAAUGGUCUCAAGGGAAGACACAAAAAAUACAAAAUUAUAAAAGAAAUAAGACACUCCCAAAAAUCUACCGUUAUUGAUUCCACCCAAGCUUAAUGAAGAAGUAGUGGCUGCCA
Manduca sexta (tobacco hornworm) is the source of this 703-nucleotide messenger RNA. RefSeq lists its product as uncharacterized. Lineage: Eukaryota; Metazoa; Arthropoda; Insecta; Lepidoptera; Sphingidae. The transcript is spliced from 2 exons. The record is from RefSeq and is a predicted model, not a curated record. Bases 171 to 683 code for a protein of 170 amino acids.